Molecule: messenger RNA, 4163 nt
Organism: Cyclopterus lumpus (lumpfish)
Lineage: Eukaryota; Metazoa; Chordata; Actinopteri; Perciformes; Cyclopteridae
Gene: rpgrip1l
Product: RPGRIP1 like
Exons: 26
Coding region: 96-3791 (1231 amino acids)
Biological process (GO): non-motile cilium assembly; retinal rod cell development
Cellular component (GO): photoreceptor connecting cilium
Source: RefSeq, a predicted model, not a curated record
UCCUCACUUGGCGCAUGCGUGGUUGCGUCAUAACGACACGGACUGUUGUGUUUUCAGUAGCAACCGUCUCUCGGUUCAUAAAGUCGAUUUAAAAGAUGUUCAGAGGACUGGAUGAGACGGCAGCAGAUAUCCCGGUCAGAGACCUCCCGUCCCGGCUGGCAUCAGAUCUGUCAGCCAAUCAGAAUGCUCGGGUGCGGCAGGACGUCUCGCGGGUGUCUAGGGAGGAGCUGGAGGACCGGUUCCUCCGAGUCCACGAGGAGACGCUGGUCCUCAAACGACAUGUUCACAAGCAGGAGGACAAGAUCAAGAAGCUGGGUACUAAGCUGAUGAGGCUGGUGAAGGACCGUGGUCGUAUGGAGCAGCUGGCCCUGGGUGGAGGAGGCCAGGCGGUCUGCAAGCAGCGGGACGUGGAGAUGGAGGAGCUGAUGGAGGAGCUGCAGGAGAAAGUACGGAGCCUGCAAGCCGAGAACGAGGGAAUGAAGCGGCGCCUCCUGGUGGCCAAGCAGCAGCUCAUCAACUCCCACAGUAGGAGGGCAGCGCCAUACGGCCGCAUUCCAUCAAGGGUCAACUCGGGUUUAAAGAAGCUGCGAGACGACUCCUCCCCUCUUCCUCAGGCGCCCCCCAAGUGUUCAGAGGGAGGAGGAAAACCCCCUACGGGCCUGUUGCCUCGAUUCGGACACAGCCUGCUGGAGGAGGCCAGAGCCGAGGUCCGCAACCUAGAGAGCGUGCUGGAGCUCCAGAGGAGCCACAUGGAGGAGGUGCAGGCAGCGGCGGAGCAGCUGAGGGAGGAGCUGAGGAGGAAGGAGGCCCAGCACCAGGAGAGACUCCUGCAGGCCCGAGAGCAGCAGACCUCUAGACUGAGGUCGCACGUCACCGGCAAUGUGGAGAUGAUCCGCCUGCAGAAGCAGAUGUUCCUCAGGACGGAGAGGACGGCGGAGCUGGAGGGACGCUUCCUGGGGCUGCAAGAGAGCCAGAGGGCGCUGAAGGUCGCUCACGAGGCUGCAAUGCUGAAGGUGGACCAGCUGUCGGCUCAGCUGAAGGACGAGAGGAUGAGGAGUCUGGACCUGGAGGAGCGUCUGCAGAGCGGCUCCAUCUCCAGGCUGAAGGUGGAGCAGCUGCAGGAGAGGAUCAGCGAGUUGGAGCAGGAGAGAGACCUGCUGAAGGACAACAAUGACAAACUGGUCCACAGAGCCUCCGACGGGUGCCGGCAGCAGAGGACUCAGAUUCAGGAGCAGCAGCUGAAGCUGCAGAUCGCUCAGCUGGAGGCGGCGCUGAAGGCUGACCUCGUGGACAAGAAUGAGAUCCUGGAUAAGAUCAAAGCGGAGAGAGACACGAACGAGAAGCUGACGGAAGAAAAUAGGGAACUUCAUCUUCAGACUGUGGAGCAGAAGCAGCAGAUGGAGGAACUACAGGACCGCCUGAAGUUCUGCAGCAGAGAGGAGCUCCACAAGGCUGAACUCACCGAGGCUCUGCUGCUCAUGAAGAAGCGUCAGUCCCAGAAGAGUGGAGAUCUGUGCUUCUUGCAGGAGGUGGAGGCGGGAGGAGUAGUAGUCGGCUCAGAGCUACGAGCUGCUCACGCUGAGACCAUCCAGGAGCUGCAGAAGACCAGGAACCUGCUUAGCAUGGAGGCCAGGAUCAGCAAGGACUACCAGGAGGCGGAGCUUCAGGCGGUGCUGAAGAAGAUGGAAGCCAACAAAGUGACGUGGGAGCAGCAGCUGGAACGACAGGCAGCUCUGCUCGACUCCAGAGCCGCCAAGAUCCAGAGACUGGAAGCUCAGCUCCGAGACGUGGCCUACGGCACCAAACCCUCUUCGUUCCAACCAGUUGUGAGUGAUGAAGACGAGUGUGAAGAGGAAAGUCUUCGUCUGGGCGGAGGAGAGAACCUUCUGGAGCUGCAGGUGGUCGGUGCCACGCUGUCCCCGUCCGCCCUGCAGGCUCUUGGAGACGAGCCCUCCACCUUCUGCACCUACGCCUUCUACCUGUUCGAGCCGCACGCCACCCCGGUGGCGACUGGCCGCACGCCGACCUACGGUUUCACGUCCAAGUACGUGGUGAUGGUGGACGAGCGGCUGCUGGACUUCCUGCGUGGAGGCAGCGUGACCGUGGAGCUGCACCAGGCCCUGGGUCUGGACUGGAGGACGCUGGCCAGCGGGCGACUCGGGCUGCAACAGCUGCUGCAACAAGACGGGAGAGUCUACGGCACCGUGCCGCUGGUCGGCGUGUCUGAGGAGACUCGGUCCUUCGGCUCUGUGGAUUACUGGUUGAGGCUGAAGCUCCCGGUGACGGAGACGGUCCGUCUGUACAAAGAGAAGCUGAACCACCCUCAACAGCCUCCCGCCAGCUGGAACGAGCUCUCCAUCACAGUCCACCUCUGCAGAGACCUGAAGAAGUCCGGCGGAUCCGGGCUGCCGAGCCCUUACGUGGUCUACAAGUUCUACGACUUCCCCGACUACCCGACCGCCACCGUCCACGACUGCUGCAACCCCCCCCUGGACGACCUCAAGUCCUACUCCGUCCCCGUGGACGUAGACUUGGACCGCUACCUGAGGACCGAGGCCCUGCAGCUCUACGUGUUCGACGACAAGGAGGAGCAGAUGGACGCGUACGUGGGGAAGAGCCGAGUGCCUCUGCUGCCUCUGACCCGGGACCAGGGCAUCACAGGAGCGUUCCAGCUGACCGACCCCUCGGGACUCGCCGCCGGCCUCAUUGAAGUGACGCUGAAGUGGAGGUCCACCUAUGUCCCUCCGUCAGCCGCCAUCGUGGCCUCCGAGGAGGAGGAAGAGGACGAUGAGGCGCUGCAGGAGGAAGACAAACACCCCGUCUCAAUCCCCGAGGCCUGCAGGUCAAAGGCCAAGCUGCCGAAACUCCGACCGAGGACUCGACCGGAAGACAGGUCGGCUGCCAAAAAGGUCUCGUUCAUGGACCCGUCAGCGCCGGAGGACCAGGAGGACCAGGAGGACCAGGAGGACCAGGUGGAGGACAAUGUGUCUGCAGACCAGAGAGGGACUUUAGCUCCUGUUAUAAAGGUGAGCGCUGCAGAGGAAGACAAGGAGGAAGAGGACGAGUCUCACUUCUCUGAAGGUCAGCUGGUCCCGCUCGGCUGUCGGUCUCAUUCUGACGACUCUGACGUCUCUGAGGACAUCGUGGAAGAUGUGGAGGAUCCGAGUGAGGCCUCUCAGUCCGACAGCGAUGACUGCAUCAUUCACGGGCGCCCAGCAGGGAGGAAGCCCUCACAGCGAGUCCGGGUGGAGGUCGUGUCUCUGAGCUUGAGGCCGGAGUCUCGGGUGUCCCGGGACGGCAGUGUGGUGCGUCUGUUUGUUGAGUACUCGCUGCUGGAUCUGCCCACGGAGGAGACCCCCUUGGCUCUCCCCAAACCCCCCCAGGGCCAGAGCAUCAACUACAACUACAGCAAAGUUGUUCCUGUGGACUCAGAGAACAACGGGCCGAGGAGGCAGCUGCUGAGACGAGUCCUGCAGGGACGGAACCCUCCCAUGGAGAGAAUCCGGUUCACGGUGGUGAGCGAGCCUCCAGAAGCCGAGGAGCAGGAGAGGGAGUGUGAGGACGUGGGCGUGGCCUUCAUCCGGAUCCCCGAGAUCCUGGAGAGACACCAAGACCUGACUGAGACCAGCCUGGAGGUGGUGGAUGUGGAGGACAGCAGUCAGGUGGUCGGCAGUCUGGUUGUGACUGUGGAGGGACUGGAGGCUAUGCAGGCCAUCAUGGAGGACCGGGACCAGGACCACAUUCAGGACCAGGAGAGAACCCUGGUCUCCUCUCUGCUUCCAUCAGCAUGAGGCAACCACACUGACACAAAACACGGCAGAAGAGAAAACGCUACAAGUACAAGUACACCAAGAUAGUACAACAAGUGUCACCUGAAGUACUUCAUACCUUCAGGAGCACCCUACACGCUGUGUCGAAGUCGGUUUCAUAUUCAUCACGUCAUGUCGGUAUCAAGCCUUCAGGCAUCAGGAACCAUACAACACGUUCCACACUGAAUCACCUCCAUUAUUGGAUGGAUUGUCCAAUCAUUCGUGAACCUCAACCGGAGUUCAUCUGCCAGCCUUUUAAACCUCCUUUAAUUCACCAAACGGAUCUUAAAGAAGCCAAAUGUAACGUGGCAGGUGUAUAUUUAUAUAUUUAGAUAAAUAUCUCUAUAUAUACAU